Molecule: messenger RNA, 3800 nt
Organism: Varanus komodoensis (Komodo dragon)
Lineage: Eukaryota; Metazoa; Chordata; Lepidosauria; Squamata; Varanidae
Gene: BTBD9
Product: BTB domain containing 9
Exons: 11
Coding region: 629-2437 (602 amino acids)
Biological process (GO): modulation of chemical synaptic transmission; circadian behavior; adult locomotory behavior
Molecular function (GO): protein binding
Source: RefSeq, a predicted model, not a curated record
AAACCCCAACAGGGCAAAGAACAAAAAAUCGUACUCCACACUUGGUAUCUAAAGGCAUGAAAUGAUUCAUGCAGUGAUCUUUUCAUGGUUUCUACAGAACUGGUGCCACUAUUGUAAAGGGCUCUGUGAACCAAUCUAACGUACAGAUAGAUAAAAUAGGGGGAAGAUAGUCUGUGAGUUAUACAAUAUUGGCCUCGUUGAUUCCCAGGCCCAAUUACAGGCUGUUGAAUUGGGCCCUGGAACCAACUGGAGGCCAGUGAAGCUUUUUCAGGAUUGGCAUGAUAAGUUUGCUGUGGUUCAUCCUAAUGUUCUGUGGUGUCAUUCUGAACCAGUUAGAGUUCUUGGGAAUCUCCAAAGUCAAUCCAGUGUAAAGCACUUGAUAAUAGUCUGACCUGGAGGUGAUGUAAGAUGUGAAUUAUCACAGGCAGUUUCCUACUCCUCUUAAGCUAUUGGUACAUCUCUUGUAUAUAUGACCUCUUAGUAAAAUGCCAGUAUUGUAAAUUGCUGUAGUUGGUUUUUCAGGGUAAACCAGCAUGCCACAUGAAGAUCUGUUGGCUCUUCAGUCCUAUUGAGAUGAGAAGUAGAUAAAGAUAAUCUCCAGGUGUAGGAUAAGCGAUUCUCCUACAAGAUGAGCAACAGUCACCCACUCCGUCCUUACACAGCAGUAGGUGAAAUUGACCAUGUUCAUAUUCUGUCUGAUCAUGUUGGUGUUCUGAUGAAUGCAGAGGAAUACAGUGAUGUCACGUUUAUAGUAGAAAAGAAACGUUUUCCUGCACACAGAGUGAUUCUGGCAGCAAGGUGCCAGUAUUUCAGAGCAUUGUUAUAUGGUGGAAUGCGUGAAUCUCAACCAGAAGCAGAGAUCCCUCUCCAGGACACGACUGCAGAGGCCUUUACAAUGUUGUUAAAAUAUAUUUACACAGGUCGUGCAACAUUAAGAGAUGAGAAGGAGGAGGUCUUACUAGACUUCUUGAGUUUGGCACAUAAAUAUGGAUUUCCAGAACUGGAGGAUUCCACCUCUGAGUAUCUUUGCACGAUCCUAAACAUUCAGAAUGUUUGCAUGACCUAUGAUGUUGCUAGUCUCUAUCAGCUUCCCAAGUUGACAUGUAUGUGCUAUAUGUUUAUGGAUAGGAAUGCUCAAGAGGUGCUUUCCAGUGAAGGCUUUCUGUCACUUUCUAAGCCAGCUCUUCUCAGCAUUGUACUGAGGGAUUCAUUUGCAGCUCCUGAAAAGGAUAUUUUCCAAGCCUUGAUGAACUGGUGUAAACACAACCCUAAGGAAAACCACACUCAAAUUAUGCAGGCAGUGCGCUUGCCAUUGAUGAGCUUGACAGAACUGUUAAAUGUUGUACGGCCUUCUGGAUUGCUAUCUCCUGAUGCCAUUUUAGAUGCUAUUAAAAUUCGAUCGGAAAGUCGUGACAUGGACCUUAACUAUAGGGGCAUGUUAAUACCGGGUGAAAACAUUGCAACUAUGAAAUAUGGAGCCCAAGUAGUUAAAGGGGAAUUGAAAUCUGCUUUGCUAGAUGGAGAUACACAGAACUAUGAUUUGGAUCAUGGAUUUUCCCGACAUCCCAUUGAUGAUGAUUGCCGUUCUGGUAUUGAAAUUAAAUUGGGUCAGCCAUCUAUAAUCAAUCAUGUACGAAUACUGCUAUGGGAUCGUGAUAGCAGGUCUUACUCCUAUUAUAUAGAGGUAUCCAUGGAUGAGCUUGACUGGAUUCGUGUAAUUGAUCACUCCAAAUAUCUCUGUCGAUCUUGGCAGAAACUAUAUUUUCCUGCUCGCGUCUGCAGGUAUAUCAGAAUAGUUGGAACACACAACACAGUUAACAAGGUUUUCCAUAUUGUCGCUUUUGAAUGCAUGUUCACCAACAAAUCUUUUACCCUUGAGAAAGGCCUGAUAGUGCCUACAGAGAAUGUUGCAACAGUUGCAGACUGUGCCAGUGUGAUUGAGGGUGUAAGCCGCAGUCGCAAUGCCUUGUUGAAUGGAGACACAAAGAAUUAUGACUGGGAUUCUGGGUAUACGUGCCAUCAGCUAGGCAGUGGUGCUAUCGUAGUUCAGCUGGCACAGCCGUACAUGAUUGGAUCGAUUCGAUUACUUCUCUGGGAUUGUGAUGACAGAAGUUACAGCUAUUACAUUGAGGUUUCUACAAACCAGCAGCAGUGGACUACGGUGGCUGACAGAACAAAGGUUUCCUGCAAAUCUUGGCAAGUAAUAACUUUUGACAGACAAGCAGCAUCUUUCAUCAGAAUUGUUGGAACUCACAACACAGCGAAUGAGGUGUUUCACUGUGUGCAUUUUGAGUGUCCUGCCCAAAUAACUGUCCAUAAAGAAGAGGCUGGUGAGGAAGAUGUUGGCACCGGUGGACAGCAGCUGACAUUCUGCCCACCUCGAAGUUCAACCACCAGCUCUGCACAUUCUCUCCCCGGAUCCGUUUCACAUCCAUAAGCUUACCAACCAUACAAGAGAAUGGAGAAUGUCAGUUGCAACCCCAGAGCCAUGAUAAUUUUUUUUGCUAAUUUUGUGUGUAGGCACUUCUUCAUUCUUUGAAUGGACAGAGGGACCAUACCUGGAGAUGUUCAGAUGGAAAGGCUACUCCAAGACACAGUGGGAAUCCUUUCCAUUUUGUUAAAAUCAGGAUGUGCCACAGGGGGAUAAAAUAGGCUUUUGGUUUUCAUCAAGUCUUCUAUUUACUCCUUACCUCAUUAAACAAACCAAACCAGGUUGAGCUGAAGGAAAUAAAAAUGCCAAUCUAAAUUGUAAUAUAAAAAUGCCAUGUGACAGUAUGGAAAAGACAUAAUUACAUUUGCCUGUAAAAGGCACUUGCUAGGAAAUAGGUAUUCCCCAUGAACAUUUAUAGAAAAUAGACUAUGAAAACCAGUAUUUAAUUUAAUUUAUUAUUAAUUCAUAUUUCUUUAAGUUGUAAGCCAUUUUCAAACUCUUUGUGUAUAUAUUUAUAUAUCUAUAUUCCUUUGCUUCCCUUUUUCCUUUUUUCCUUUUUGUUGAAUUUAUCAUGCUACAUCCAACAGAUUGACUUGAUGGAGGCAUGAUGUGAUGCCCACAGUCUUUUACUCUGUUUGAUAAGUAAAACUCCUUUAGGACAUUAUGCAGAAAACAGUUUAAUCCAAGGAUGCCUGCCCGAAAUUGACUGAUGCAAUUAACACGAUUUUAACUUUUUAUGUCUGUGUAAAACUGACUGGCAGGUUUCUAAGCAGAAAAACAAAUAUUGCCCUUUUAGUAAAUAUAAAAGCUUUAUUUUUUCCUAAUGCUUAAUCAGUUCUCUAUUUGUGUUGAUAAACUGUUUAGCUGACCAACAUUUCAGCUAAAUUUGAUAUUGACCAGAUAUGGGAUUGCAAUGCUGACAAUUUGUUUAUUUGUUUAGGAUAAUACUAUUUCACUAAGGAUUUAGAGAAAAUACUUCUUAAAAGAUUUUUGCAUCACUUCCAUUAAAACAGAUAUGAUUUGUAUAGUUAGAUUGGAUUUAUCUUUUAAAUAAUUUACAUCCUAGCAGUAGCUAUCCUUUGUAAUUUAGUCUGAUUAUCUGACUACUUAUUCUGAUUGUGUUCACAUGCAGAAUUCUGAACAUUUACUUGUUUCAUAUCCUGCUGCAUUUGCCAUUGUAAAGGGAGCUCUGUUAUUCCCAAAUAUUAAUGCCAACCAUCCAUCUGAAAAGAGGAAAAAGAGGUGUAUGUGUCAUAGUAUGUGAUCUUAAAGAAUAUUAUUACUGUCAACCUUUUUUAAUUGGUGUAAAACAGUUUGGUGGAAAUCAUUAUUUUAUCUAUGGUGUUGUAUAAAUAAUAUUAUCACACUG